Tetranychus urticae (two-spotted spider mite) is the source of this 2576-nucleotide messenger RNA. The record is from RefSeq and is a predicted model, not a curated record. NCBI's taxonomy places the organism in Eukaryota, Metazoa, Arthropoda, Arachnida, Trombidiformes, Tetranychidae.
CAUGGGCUUCAUUUAACUCCAAUAGUUAAUUUGACUAGUGGUCCUAUCCAAGGUAAAGUUACUGAAUAUGAAUCGCUUGGUGUUUACCAGUUUCUCGGUAUUCCUUAUGCAAAGCCACCGGUUGGUAAGUUGAGGUUACAGUUACCAGUUAAACCAGACCCAUGGACUGAGGUUAAAUCAGUGACUGACUUUGGUCCAGCAUGUCUCCAACCAACAAGUUUAAUUAACGUAAAAAGGACCAGCGAAGACUGUCUGUAUCUUAAUAUCUAUGUGACUGAAUCAACUUUUAAUAACUCAACAGAAAGACUACGACCAGUACUAUUUUGGAUUCAUGGAGGAGCUUUUACAACAGGAUCUGGCAAUGCUGACACUGAAGGAAUUCCAAUGGUCCCGUUACAUGAUGUUAUACUUGUUACUAUGAAUUAUCGUCUUAAUGCAUUCGGUUUCAUCUACUUUGGAGCCAACGAACCUCGAAUUCCUCCAAAUAUUGGUUUGCAAGAUCAACUAUUUGCUUUGAAAUGGGUCCAUGAAAAUAUUCAAAUGUUUGGUGGUGAUCCGAAUAGUGUGACAAUUUUUGGUGAAUCUGCUGGAUCUAUGUCAAUCUCUGCUCACCUAUUGUCCCCACUUUCCAAAGGGCUCUUCAAACGAGCUAUUCUUCAGUCAGGAACAGUUUAUAUAGACCAUGAUUUAGAUACCUUGAUUACUGAUUCUUGGAAACUCUAUAAUACUAGACUACUGUUGAUAACAGUGAAGUCUGAGCGUUACAUAUGACGAAAUUUUUAUUGUUUUAUUUAGAUUUUUUUCUUUACGUUUUUAUCUGUACGACAGAAUAGUUCGAUUUUCAGUUAAACCAGACACAUUUUGUGACCGCAAAGAUUAGAGAUCUGAAACUCAUUUUUCGUUCAAUGUUUGGUCCACAUGGUUGAUCAAACAGUAUUUUAUUAAGCUAACAAUCUAAUCUAUUGAUCGAUCUAAGAAUCAUAAUUGUAGAUUAUGCUAUUCUUGAAAUAUUAAGGUUAAAAGUUUUAGGCCGAUAGCCAAAAUCAAGCAAACUAUUGAUAAAUUGAAAAAGUUUUCGAUCCUUGAUAUGUAUCAACAGCUAUGGACAAAAUAAUAAGUUUCAGCUCAUUAUCUCUUACGCUCUCUUACAGAAUAGCGUAGGUUUAACUGAAAAUUAGAGGGAUGUUACACAGAAACAUAAUUUUAUCAAAAUAAGUGCCUUUUCUAGUUGACCACAUGAGUAAAAUAAUUUGCAUGAAAAUCUGGUUCCAUAAUUAAAAAAAGGCGAUCGCAGUUACUACUUUGGCCGCGAUUACCUCAAAAACUGCUAAUUGAAAGUUCGUUAUUAGAACUAAUGGACUCAGUUUUUAUGUGCUAACAAACCCAUAAAGUCCCAAAUCUUAACUCGAAAGGUGAAAUUCUUCCUUUAGUAUUUUUAAUAGAUUGACUCCUGUUUUUAUCCAAAAUAAUUAAUUUCGUAAAAGUGGGCCAAUCUCAACCAAAUUUUCGUCUGCAAUGCCCCAUGCCAUAGGGAUGCUAGAUAUAAAAUUUGGUUGAGAUUGGUUCAGUAGUUUUGGCUCUAGAGUGGGUAAUUUCCCCACGCUUUUCAUAAUAAAGCCUUCGCUUACGCUCAGACAAAAACAUGUUCAAAAUCAGAAGACGUUCUUGAAUGCAUGCAGAAUUUGACUACAAAGGAAAUUCUAGAUGGUCUGGAUAAUAGAGUAGUAGCAUUUACCUUCACAGUUGGUGACACAUUACUUCCAUACGAACCAUCCAAAAUUCUUGCAAAAGGACUAUACGAUAAUUCAGUUGACCUUUUACUGGGCGUUGAAAACAAUGAAGCUUCGAUGUUCAUGAAUGCUAUCGAUCCCAUAGCUUUCGAUUACUUUUCUCCUAAGCCAAUAUCUUUUCGUGAAGCUACAAACUUCUUGGAACGUAUUUUUGAUUCUAAAUCAAUUGACUAUUUCCGUGAACUCUACUUUGGCACAGAAACUAACAACUCAGAUUAUUUGCGAGCUCAACUCGAAAGAGCUUACAGUGACCUUUUAUUUGUUUGUCCGACUUAUAUCUUUGGGCAUCAAUAUGCUUCUAAUUUAGGUACAAAGGGUGGUAAAGUUUAUGCUUAUUUCCACACACAGAGACCAAAAGCUUAUCUUUCUUUUUUUAACGAAUGGAUGGGAACAUUUCAUUCAUCUGAUAUUCCAUAUGUUUUCGGUUUACCUCUGAUAAAGUCUGGUUAUUCACAGAAAGAUAUUUCAUUGAGUCGUGAAAUGAUGAAAAUCUGGACUCAUUUCGCUGAAAAUGGUGAGCCUCCAAUGGCUGGUGAAACUAAAUGGAAACCAUUCCAAGAAAAGAUGUCAGCAAUGGUACUAAACAUAGAUGAUUGGGGAAAAACUGAAACGGAAAGAGUUGAAUUUUGUCGGAAAGAAUGGGAUUAUUUAUAUCCACACGUUAGUAAGAAAAGAAAUCAAAGUUCAUCAUUUUAAUUGUUAAUCCCAUAGCAAGUACCUAUGCAACAGGAAAACUCAAACUUUGAAUCAAAUUUUCUUUAUUGUCUUACCCGACAAAAAAUGUGC